Molecule: messenger RNA, 2668 nt
Organism: Sander lucioperca (pikeperch)
Lineage: Eukaryota; Metazoa; Chordata; Actinopteri; Perciformes; Percidae
Gene: lpcat1
Product: lysophosphatidylcholine acyltransferase 1
Exons: 14
Coding region: 183-1679 (498 amino acids)
Molecular function (GO): calcium ion binding
Source: RefSeq, a predicted model, not a curated record
UCAUCCCUCCCUCCCCGCCUACUAGCAUCAAUUUCUCCUCUAGUCAGAGGAGGGGAGGCUGAAAGCAGAAGAAGAUACUCGCCUACAUCAUAAAAACGAAGAAUUAAGUCAGCUAACGUUACGGGACAUUUUGGACUCGACUUUUAUUUUUUAUUUUGGUGUGUAAGUUCCUGUCGUCAGCAAUGAAGUCAUCAAACAGUCGCCCCUCCAGACUGGGUAGAAACCCCUUCGUCCACAAGCUGAAAUUCACCAUGACAGAGAAAAUAAAGAUAGGACUGAUGUCAGUUACAGUGUUUCCCGUUCGGCUGCUGCUGGUGUCCUCCCUCAUGCUGCUGGCGUGGCCCUUCGCCUUCACAGCGGCCCUGGGACGUUCUGAUUUUGUCAUUGAGCCACAGCCGUGGUGGAGGAGGUUUAUUGACCUGUGUCUACGGGUGAUCAUGCGAGCCAUGUGGUUUUGCGGAGGUUUCCAUUGGAUCAAGGUGAAAGGGGAACGGGCGGCAGCCUCUGAAGUUCCCAUCCUCACUGUGGCACCACACUCCUCCUACUUUGAUGCCAUCCCAGUCACCAUGACCAUGUGCUCCAUAGUCACCAAACUGGAGAGCAAGAGCAUUCCCGUCUGGGGCACUCUGAUCAGCUACAUCAGGCCGGUGUUUGUGUUUCGGUCGGAUCAGGACUCCAGAAGAAAAACUGUCGAGGAGAUCAACCGGAGAGCCCAGUCUGGAGGGGAGUGGCCUCAGAUCAUGAUAUUCCCAGAGGGGACGUGCACCAACAGGUCGGGGCUCAUCUUGUUCAAGGCUGGGGCUUUCAUACCAGGAGUCCCAGUGCAGCCUGUGGUGCUACGCUACCCAAACAAACUGGAUACUGUUACAUGGACGUGGCAAGGUCCCGCAGCGUUCAAGAUCCUAUGGCUCACUCUGUGCCAACCUCAUAAUCCCAUGGAGAUAGAGUACUUGCCUAUUUAUACUCCAUCAAAAGAGGAAAAGGAAAACCCUGCCCUGUUUGCCAACAAUGUCAGAAAGCUCAUGGCCAAAGCACUGGAGCUGCCACUCACAGACUUGUCCUUUGAUGACCGUGAAAUCAGCCUUGCACGGGGCCCACUGCGCAUACAUGACCUCAACAGCCUGCUGGAGUUCCACCAGCUGGUCUGCCGCUUGGGGCUGAGAGCAGGAAGGACAGACAACGUGCUGGAGGAGCAGGCCAGAAGAGCCAGAAAGCUGCGGGGAGACAGGCGGAGUUUAGAGGACUUUGCCCAGUUCCUCAACCUGCCAGUUUCAGACACACUCACGCAAGUCCACAGCCUCUUCGACCAGUGUGGAGAUGGGCAGAUUGACAUCAGACACUAUGUCAUUGCUCUGUCCACCGUUCAUCGACCGUCAAAGUCAAUGGAGACCCUCAAGUUGGCCUUUAAGAUGUAUGAGAGCGAAGAGAACGGGUACAUCCUAGAGGAGGAGCUCGCCGCCAUCUUGGAAAUAAUGUUGGGAGUGAAAGAGGUGGAACUUUCCGGUCUGUUUUUAGCGCUUGACAGACCUGACUCAGCGAAGAUCACAUAUGAUGAACUUCAUCAUUAUAUAGAGCAGCACCCGUACUUCGUCCAGGAUUGCCUCGAUUUUGAAAACCAUCCGCGCAAAUUCGGGCCGCCGAAGAGCUGCAACGGCCAAAAGCACAACAAAGAGGACUGAAGAAUGGACUCUCAUGCAACCAUUCUAUUGACUCUCUUCUCUAUCUGAUGUAACAGCAUCUCCAAAUGCUUUCCUAGCACCUCUGUGCCUUUAUAAGUAAGGGUAAAGAAAGCAAUAGACAGAGCAUUAACAAAGUGAGGAUAGGUGAGUGCAGCACAGGAUGGAAUCGCUUAUCUCAGUUCUUUUCUGAACUUUCUUUUUGCCUUCCUUUGUAUUUUUGUCCCCAUUAUGAUAUAAAAAACACACUUUUGUUUUUUUUGCGCUGCAGAUGUAUUAUUUAUUUUUUACAUUUAUAUUCUAUGUAUUUUCUUUUAGCCCUUUUGUCUGAUCUAAGACAAAUUGACAUCCUGCUGCUAUCAGUGCACAUAGAAACAUAGAAACCUAAUUUCAGGUAAGAAGGAUCAGGAUAUAAAUCAUGCUGCCAUUCUGUGCUAAGACAGAUAAGACACUAAACUACAUAACAAAUACUAGAAAAAUCUGCCACUUACUGUAAUCCAGAGAAAUUAUUCCUUACUUCAAGCAGCUGUGUCAGUGCCGUACAUUUACAACCCCUUGCAAAAAAAACAAUUGACAAGGAAUACCGAUGAAAUCAUCCAGCUAUAUUUUUUUGUAAUAUGAUGAGUAAUGUUAUGCCUAAUUUUUUUAAAUGUCUAUAAUGUUUCCAAAAAUAGUUUUUCUCCACCUUUUUAAGGGAAAUCAUUUUUUAACGGUCUAAUUUUUCUUAGAAAAACAUUUAAGAGGAUGGUUGUUGAGUAUUUUUGGAGCAUCAAAUCCUCCCGUUAAACCUCUGACAGAUAUUACACACGACUGUGAGACUGUGCAUUUUUACGCCGGUUUAAAAAUCGAUCUCAGAUGGUUUACGCUGGACUGACACAUUUUAUACCUUAUGGCUGCAAUGUUCCUGUAAAGUGUAAUUUCAAGAGUCUUAAAUGCAGAAACCAAAGCUACUAUUGCAUUCAUUUUACAAAUAAAAUAAACAAUCAUUUUUG